Molecule: messenger RNA, 948 nt
Organism: Panicum virgatum (switchgrass)
Lineage: Eukaryota; Viridiplantae; Streptophyta; Magnoliopsida; Poales; Poaceae
Exons: 1
Coding region: 92-709 (205 amino acids)
Source: RefSeq, a predicted model, not a curated record
CUUCGCCUUUAUAUACAACCAAAACCCAUCCUUUAACCACCUCAUCCAAAUUCUAAAGCACUAAACAAAGCCUGAAAACCUUCAAGAUUCCAUGGGAUUGAAGCUUUCUUGCAUCCACCGAGGCAGCCUCUCGCGGCAGGUGCACCAGCAGGCCUCGCCGGCGCCGGCCAGGGUCAUCGCCGCCGACGGCUCGCUGAAGGAGCUCCCGGCCUCCUCCUCUUCCCGCGUCUCCGACGUGCUCGGCCACACCGGCGACGCGGCGCAAUCGCUCUUCGUGUGCAACUCCGACGCGCUCUACUUCAACGAACACCCGCCGGCGCUGGCCCCCGCCGACCUGCUCCGGCCGGGGCAGAUAUACUUCGUGCUCCCGGCGGCCAUGCUCGAGAAGCCCCUGUCGACGGCCGACAUGGCCGCGCUAGCCGUGCGCGCGAGCACGGCGCUGGCGUCCAGCACCAAGCGGCGGAGUCACGGACGGCGCCGUGCCCGUGGCAAGAAGAAGGCCGUGCGCGUCAUGCCGGUGCGCGAGGAGAUGGCACACGGCGGCGACGGCGAGGACGUGUUUUUCAACGAGAAGCUUAACCAGCAGACGCUGGGGGAGUUCGGUGUGUCGCUGAACCCCGCGAUGAGGGACGAGAAGAAGCUCGCCGCGGCGGCGGCGACGUCGCGGCUGAAGCGGGCGCUGAGCAUCAUCCAAGAAGAUGCCGAGUGAAGCAGAGGUGGUCUCGAUUUUCCUUUUUUUUUGUUCUUUCUAGAAAUCAUUCGUUUGUUAGACUAAGAUGUUGUAGGAAGAGCAUACAACAAGAACUAGUAUGGUCUGCAAACCCUGUACAUAAUUUUAGUGUAAAAACGGUUCGUUGAUUUUUUAUAUAUUUCUGGUGUAUAAUUUUCCAAAAUCUGUUCCCUACGACCGUGAGAGAGUGAAGAAUUUUCAUGGUCUGAAAAAAAAAA